This is a messenger RNA of Pyricularia pennisetigena, 4071 nucleotides long. RefSeq lists its product as uncharacterized. Bases 1 to 4071 code for a protein of 1356 amino acids. Gene Ontology annotation, molecular function: nucleic acid binding; aspartic-type endopeptidase activity. NCBI's taxonomy places the organism in Eukaryota, Fungi, Ascomycota, Sordariomycetes, Magnaporthales, Pyriculariaceae. The record is from RefSeq and is a predicted model, not a curated record. The transcript is spliced from 2 exons. Gene Ontology annotation, biological process: proteolysis; DNA integration.
AUGCUUAUAGCGGCCAGCAUUUCCCUAAAUGGACUCAAUUAUAACACUCGUGCUUUGAUUGACACCGGAGCAAAUGGAUACGUUUUCAUCAGCAAACGGCUUGCCCAGCGAUUGUACACAACGUUAAAAGCCCCUAAGAUCGUCGGCUUCCACCCUCAAAAGGUUGGAGGCUAUGACGGAAAAGCCUCGCAGCAGAUCGAUACUGCUGCAUUGGCCACUUUUGUAAUACAGGGCCGGAGGUUCCGCGAAACGCCGAUGCUGUUCCCGGAGAGCCUACCCUCAUUGGCGGUAUGUUAUCGAGAUAUCGACAUGACCCAAUCACCAAAUCCGGGGUCUGUGAACCCCAUACACCAGUCGGACGCGGAUCGUCGAGAUGCGGCCCUGGAGAAGAAAGACCAAUCGGCCUCCCGACAACGAAUAAUACAGCGACGAAUCCAAACCUUGGAAAAAAUGACAGAACGCCCUCCGUCGAUACCUCGGAGCGCAAAACUGCUGACCAGGUCGGGACAGGCCUGGGAGAUCCCCACGCCCCGGGAAACUUACGCCGAUCCGAAUUUACAGGAGAUGCAACGGGAACUUUACGAACUGCCGAGGCCAAAGGUUAAAAUGACAAGCCUGAGUCAUACCCAAAGGAAAGAGACCAAAGAGGCCGAAGGUUCCUCUCGCAUACAAAAGGAUGCCAAAGGAAAAUACAUACUGAAGAGAGACGCGGUGGGUUGGUACAAAGACCGACAGGCAAGUGUCGCUAUGAUAGGCGCUAUACAACUUAUGCGUUUGGUACAGGAGGAUUCAGCCCUUUACUGCACCUCGAUAAACGAAAUCGACGAUGUCCUGCGGCAGAAGAAUGCCGAGAGGCUGCUCCCUGAUGACGACGGAGACCUGCGGGCAAUGUUGUUAAAAAGAGUUCCGAAACAUUACCACGACCUGUUAGACGUGUUCAGCAAAGUGGAAUCCGAUCAGGUCCCGCCUUUUCGACCGGGAUCAGACCAUAAUAUACAACUCGAGGGUGACCCCAAAACAUUGGGAUAUAGUCCACUUUACAAGAUGACGGAGGAAGAGUUGGAAGCUUGCAGGAUAUAUCUCCAAGAGAACCUCCAGAAGGGUUUUGUAGAGCCAGGAUCGACCCCGUGGGCCGCCCCCAUCCUGUUCGCACGAAAAGGCGAUGGAGGACUCCGGUUUUGCGUCGAUUAUCGAAAAUUGAACGCCCUUACCAAAAAAGACGUCUGUCCUUUACCGUUAAUCGAGGAGACACUGGCCCGGAUCUCCAAGGCUCGAUUUUUUACCAAGAUCGACAUUAGGCAAGCUUUCCACCGGAUCCGCAUGAACCCGGAACAUCGAGAUUACACCACCUUUAGGACCCGAUACGGGACCUUCCGGUAUAAUGUGUUACCUUUUGGUCUCACUAACGGGCCGGCCACGUUCCAGAAGUUUAUCAACGAGAUCCUGAUGGAGUAUUUGGACGAUUUCUGUUCCGCUUAUAUGGACGACAUUCUGAUUUGGAGCGAGACUGAGGAGGAACACCAGACUCACGUCCGGCAAGUCCUGGAAAGGCUCAAAAAGGCUGGACUCCAGGCUGACAUUAAAAAGUGCGAGUUCCACGUCACAGAGACACGAUUCCUGGGCUUUAUUAUAGGCACCAAGGGCAUCGCUGUCGACCCAGAUAAGGUAGCCGCCGUGAAGCAGUGGGCACCACCCACUACCGUGAAAGGAGUGCAGUCCUUCCUAGGGUUUUGCAAUUUUUACAGAAAGUUUGUCCCAGAGUACAGCCGGGUAGCCAAACCGCUAACGAAUUUGACGAAAAAAGCGGUGCCUUUUCAAUGGGACGAACAUUGCCGCGUCGCUUUCGAUACCCUGAAGAAGGCGUUAACUUCCGCACCCGUCCUUGCCCAUUACCAAGCGGAUUACGAAACAAGGGUAGAGACUGAUGCGUCCGGAGGAGUGGUGGCCGGAGCGUUGCUGCAGCAGAACCCAAACACCCAGGAAUGGCAUCCGAUCGCAUUCUUUUCCGAAACUAUGCAGCAGGCGGAACUUAACUACCCCAUCCACGACAAGGAAUUGCUAGCAGUCGUUAGGGCGCUGAAAACCUGGAGACCAGAGCUAAUGGGCACCAAAAAGAAGUUUGUGGCGAUUACUGAUCAUAAGGCCUUGGAAUACUUUUCUACGAAACGGUUGCUUAACUCUCGGCAAGCGGCCUGGGCCGAUUUCUUUUCCCAAUAUAAUUUUGAAAUCACUUACCGCCCUGGCAGCGAGAACGUGCUGGCAGAUGCUUUGACCCGUAAGGCAGAGGAUGUACAAAAUCAAAAAGAACGUCAGGAAGCAGAACGUUACAUGGCUAUUUUCCGUCCUGUCGACAGUGCUGGCGACGACCUUUAUGUGGUCAACCCCUUUUCAUAUUGGCAAACUGUUGCCGAUGGCGGUUUCGGAGUGCUGUUGGCAGCGAUCGAACCAACUGGCGCAGCUGGACAACUGCUGUUCGCUGAAGAGGUGCUCAGGGCCAACGAGCAUUCACCACUGCUAGAACAGUACCGAAUUAAGGCCCGUAACCCCGAAGAGAAGCAUUGGACGUUGUUGCACGACAGACACGUACUGUACCGAGGGAGAUUGGUGAUCCCAGGCGACGGGGAAUGGCCCGCCAAAGUGAUUCGUGAAGUUCAUGGGACUAUUGCUACGGCCCACCCUGGCCGCAAUAAGACCCGCCGUUUGGUGGCACAGCAGUUUUGGUGGCCAGGCAUGAGCGGGAUGGUGGACCGCUAUGUCGCCAACUGCUCCUGUCGAUCAGCCAAAGUUCCGAGAGAUAAGACCCCUGGGCUUUUACAACCCUUACCCGUGCCGGAUCGACAAUGGAGCACCAUCGUCGUAGAUUUUAAAUCAAUGCCCAAGUCGAAGUCGGGAAACGAUAACCUGUUUGUAAUGAUCGAUGCGCUGACGAAACGGUCGUGGGCCGUUCCAUGCACAAGGACGGCUACCGCAAAGGAUGCAGCCAUGAUGUACUACGAGGGUCCUUACCGCAUUUAUGGUUUACCCACGAAAGUCGUUUCCGACAGAGGUCCGCAGUUCGUAUCAGAUUUGAUCGACGAGAUGUCCAAGAUCUUGCAGAUUAAGUGGAAGCUUUCGACGGCCGGGCACUCCCAAACAGCAGGGCAAGCAGAGAUUAUGAACGCCUACAUCGACCAAAGGUUGCGCCCUCAUAUUAACCAUUUCCAAGACGAUUGGGACAAACGUAUGCCCGCGAUCGAUUUGGUGCAGGCAACGCUACCCCAUGACUCUCUCGGAGGAUUUUCACCUUUCGAGAUUGGAAACGGCUACCCGGCCCAUAUGCAUUUCGAUUGGACGCAAAGGACCGAACUAAAGGGACUGCCUACCCGUGAGCGACUUACAAGAACCGAAGCUCAAGCGAUUACCAAAAAGCUCGAAAGCUACGUGGAGGCGGCACGCACCCACCUCCAAAUGGCGCAACAACGAAUGUGCGACCAAGCCAACAAGCACCGCCGGGAACCCGAUUUCGGAGUAGGAAGCGCCGUCUACAUUAUUAAAAAGCAUUGGGUGACGGACCGUCCUAGCGAUAAACUAGACUACCCGUUGACCAGAUGUAGUUAUGUGAUCAAGGAGAAGCGGGGGCAUUCCUACCAUUUGGAGUUGCCAGACUCUUGGAAGGGAAGCCGCGUAUUUCAUGCCGACCGUCUUCGGCUGGACCCACGUGACCCGUUGGACGGACAAGCCGCAGAAAGGCCCGAAGGCGAGGUAAUCGACGCGUCAGAAGAUACCAACGAAGAGGAGUGGGAAGUCGAACGGGUAAUUUCCUCGCGGGUGCUACGAGGUGUGCUUCAGUACCAAGUCCAGUGGAGAGGCUGGGACCCCGACCCGGAGUUCUACGACGCGGAAGGAUUCAAGAACGCGGCUGUGCAAUUGCGACAGUACCAUGACGCCUACCCGGACAAGGCCGGCCCUCCCAUGCGCCUAGAGGCCUGGGAAAAGGCAGCCCUCGAGGAUCGGUUCGACCCGCCCGACGAGUACGACAACGCCCCGGCUACGGGGAACAGCACAGCCCGCAGAUUGCGACGUCGCCGGUGA